Molecule: messenger RNA, 903 nt
Organism: Candida tropicalis MYA-3404
Lineage: Eukaryota; Fungi; Ascomycota; Pichiomycetes; Serinales; Debaryomycetaceae
Gene: DOT5
Product: thioredoxin peroxidase
Exons: 1
Coding region: 1-903 (300 amino acids)
Biological process (GO): cell redox homeostasis; cellular response to oxidative stress
Cellular component (GO): cytoplasm
Molecular function (GO): thioredoxin peroxidase activity
Source: RefSeq, a predicted model, not a curated record
AUGAGUACUUUACGUCGUAGUGCUAGAGUUGCAUCCAGGCCAGUUAAACAACCAGAACCUGAAGAACAAGGUCCAGUUACUAAAAAAGCCAAAACUUCUAAGGCACCAUCUGAAGCUACUACUACAACUUCCAGUGGAAUUGAAAUUGGUGAUAAAAUUCCAGAUGUCAAAUUAUUAAAUCAAGAUUCCGAAGAGAUUGAUUUGGCUAAUGUUGCCAAAUCUUCAAAAUAUGUUGUUAUUUUUGCUUAUCCAAGAGCAAAUUCAGGUAAUGCCAAAGGUGGAUGUACAUGUCAACUUAUUGGAUAUGAAAAUUAUUAUCCAUUUUUCAAAGAAAAUGGUGCUGUUGUUUUCGGAUUAUCGGCCGAUAGUCCAAAAUCUCAAAAAAGUUUCCAUGAUAAACACAAUGCUGAAUUUGAUUUAUUAUCUGAUCCUCAAAAGAAAUUGAUUGGUUUAUUGGGUGCUAAGAAAUCUCCACUGGGUAUCAAAAGAUCUCAUUGGAUUUUUGUUGAUGGUGUUUUAAAAGUGAAGGAAAUUCAAGUUUCUUCUCAAGGUAGUUUUGAAGGUGCCAAAGCUUCAAUUGAAGAAUUUGUUCUGCAAAGUAAGAAUGGAAUUGACAAAGAGGAACCAAAAGAGGAACCAAAAGAGGAACCAAAAGAGGAACCAAAAGAUGAACCAAAAGAUGAACCAAAAGAUGAACCAAAAGAUGCACCAAAGGAAGAACCCGUUGAAGAACCAAAGGAAGAGCCUGCCGAAGAAGAAAACGGUGCAGCAAAAAUAGAGGAAGAAAGGAAAGAAGAGGAAACCAAGAAAGAGUCAAAAGAAGAGACCAAACUUGAAGAAACCAAAGACGAAGCUAAAACAGAAAACUCUAAACCUGAAGAUGCCAAAGAAACAUCUACUUAA